UUCACAAUUCACCACAAGAGAGAAAGAAGGAACAGAUUUGUUCUUCACAGAAGAAAUGGCUACUGCAAAAGUCGCAACAUUUACUCAUCAACCCUCCUUCAUGGGGAUUUUAUUCUUGGUUUUGAUUUUCACGACAGCAGGACUAACAUCUGCACUGCAAGCACCGACUUGCUUGGGACCUUGUUCGGCCGUAUCCAACUGCCAAGCCAGCUGUGUUGCGAAAGGAUUUCCUAACGGAGGUGUUUGUGCAGGAUUUUUGGGAUCAGGGCUGGCAUGCUGUUGUUUUUAGUUGAAUUAAUUUAGAAACAUAUAAGGCAAUGUUAAGCCACGAAGGUUGGAUCAAGUGGUAAGCGACUUGUUCCAGCUUAAGUAAGGUCUCGAGUCUCGAGUUCGAGUCCUUGCGUACGCAGCAGUCUUUGUUGGGAGGCUCACUCACCAUUUUCAGGUGCGCGACCCGAGUCGGGUCCGGAUUAGUCGGGGCAAAGUUUGGGAUACUGAACAGGAAACCAAAAAAAAAAAUAUAAGGCAAUGUUAUAA
Molecule: messenger RNA, 537 nt
Organism: Rubroshorea leprosula
Lineage: Eukaryota; Viridiplantae; Streptophyta; Magnoliopsida; Malvales; Dipterocarpaceae
Source: the annotation of a GenBank genome assembly